Dicentrarchus labrax (European seabass) is the source of this 1511-nucleotide messenger RNA. RefSeq names its product transcription elongation factor 1 homolog. The coding region runs from base 123 to 374 and encodes 83 amino acids. The transcript is spliced from 4 exons. Gene Ontology annotation, cellular component: transcription elongation factor complex. NCBI's taxonomy places the organism in Eukaryota, Metazoa, Chordata, Actinopteri, Moronidae. The record is from RefSeq and is a predicted model, not a curated record. Gene Ontology annotation, biological process: transcription elongation by RNA polymerase II. Gene Ontology annotation, molecular function: RNA polymerase II complex binding.
CGCUCUCCUCCAAUCAGAUAACACGAACAGUCACUAGUGCCGGUCGGGUCUUGUGAAAGCCUUUUCCUCAUAACAGCAACGUGUAUUUUCUACACACAAAGACCUCGUUUAGUUUGUGUACAAUGGGACGCCGCAAGUCCAAAAGAAAGCCCCCUCCUAAGAAGAAGAUGACGGGAGAUCUGGACUCUCAGUUCACCUGUCCCUUCUGCAACCACGAGAAAUCAUGUGAUGUUAAAAUGGAGAGGAGCAGAAAUACUGGGAUAAUAUCUUGCACAGUCUGCUUGGAGGAGUUCCAGACCCCCAUUACCUAUCUAUCAGAGCCAGUUGAUGUGUACAGUGAUUGGAUAGAUGCCUGUGAAGCAGCCAAUCAGUAGCCCUCAUGGAGCUGAUGCCCCUCAGGAACGGGAUGAGGAUGUGGCUGGUGGUCCUGGGCCCACUACAAUCAAGCUGGCCAGAGGACGUUUAUAAGACCUUUUUUAAUAUUCAUAGGUUUCCAUAUGGUCACUUGAGCUUUACAGCUGUGUGAACGGCAGUUUCACUUAUGAGGUCUUCAGCACAAAGCGUCUCUGAAGCGUUCCUGUUGUCUUAUGAUUUCUUGUUAUUCUGUGUAAGCCACAACUCUGAGAUGUAUUACCUAAUUUGUGAUAUUCUUCUGCUUUCUGUUUUCAACAUCUGUUUUCUUUUUUUAUUCUUUUGGAUGGUUCUCAAAUAUCCUUUAGAUGCAGUGAAACCUUUAAGUAGUAGUUGUUGUGUUCUGCUUUAACUGCUAUCUAUUGUUAGCUGUACAAAUAUAAUUUUAUACAAGAGGCAUGUAGUGUAAGAUAAGGGGCUCCAAUAUUGGCAUUUUUAAUGUGAAAUCAAUAGAAAGUUAAAUCUUUUUGGUUAGCAUAAUGAGAAACAGACAUGUGAAUAUAUGGAUUUUGACAGAAACGGGUUGAAAACAGAGAACAGUGGGUUUUCUACACACACGCUCUCUACAAUACACUUGACACCAGCAGCAGGACCUACAUUUCCAGGUAGGCUGCAUUAACAGACUUUACAGAGAAGGUAGGAGUGAACUUCUUGGUUGAAUGUUUCACUGUGAUGUUACGGGUUGUGUUCACAGUAAUAAUAUUUACCCACAGCUCUCCUCAUUAAGAAAGUUGUGUCACAAUGUUAGGUCAUUCCACUGGAGAGAGGAAUGAAGCUUAGCUGCUACGUUCAAAAGUUUUAAAGUUUUCAUUUAAGUUUAAAAUCAUUCUUUUUUUUCCUUCAGUUGAUUGUAUGUUUUUAGCUUACAUGUUCCAGAGAGAAAAGUUUUACAGUACAAAAUCAAAGUACAAAUUGUUUGUUAUGAAGUGCAUAUGUACAGAAUCUUGUAAUCACUUGUCUGGAAAUCAGGCAUUGCUAUUGGGUGCUGUUUUCCAAUGCAACAGCCAUCAGUGUUGGCUAUAAUAGUCUAAAACCAAACUGUUUUUUUUAAACAUGAAUUCGGUAAGUGUGAUCUUGGAAAUAAAGAAGCAAUAAGUGUU